ACCACUAUUAUCUUUGAAUAUCUCUAAAUUUAUUACACAUUACAACUGGAAAGAUGGAAUAUUUAAAGAACGUAAAUAACAGUCUUAUGGCUUAUAACCGCACAAUGAACGGUACUUUAAAAAAGGAAGUUAUCGAAAUUUGCAACUCUAACAUUGCAGACAUUACUUAUUGCAAUGACGUAAUUAUAAGUAGCCAUCGAGAUGGUAGUCUCAGAUUCUGGAGAAUUCAAUCACAGGGAAAAAAUACAAAUUAUUUUGCACAAUUAAAAAUAUGUAGCAAUGUACAUGAUGAAAACAUUUAUCGAUUAGAUGCAACAUCGCAACAUAUUUUAUUAAGUUGUCAAAGUGAUGACAUUGCAACUACAAAAGUUUCAGUGAAGUUACAGAAAAAUACAUAUGAAAAAGAUGGUUGUGUGGAAAGAAAUGAAUUAUUUUAUAGGAACAAAUCUUUUGUGACUUCAAUUUUAUUUGACCCUAUAGGAACAAAAUUUGCUGCUAAUAUCAAUCAAGAAUCACCGAUUCAUUCUUCAGUUCUAAUUUAUGAUAUUGAUAAAAGUUAUCAGGUAAUGGAGAAAAAAUAUGAUUCUUUUAUUAUGGGAGGCCAAGUACUAUGGGAGGAUCCUCACACUGUUCUCACGUUGAAUAAGGAUUAUAUUAGAAAGAUAAAUUAUAUUAAAAAGAUAGAUAUGAGAACAUCCGAAUUUGUACAUAUAUGCGAUACUUCAUCCAUUCCAGAGUGGGGUCAUGAUAAAUUAACAUGUUUCUCAUCAGAUUAUCUAUCUACUAUUAUGACGGGGACAGAAAAUGGUAAAGUUAUUUUAUGGGAUCAGAGAAAAAGUGCUCCCAUUCAACGAAAGUACUUUUCUGACGAGAUAUUCGACUGUUUCUAUACUUUUGGGGUACCCUGUAUAUAUGAGAGGUCUGUUUUGAGGUCUGUUUUUAUAGCUGAACUUACUGCACUAAUUCAGAAUUUAUCUUUCUCCUUCCAAUGUGAAGGGAAAAAGAUAAACUCUGAACCAGUGCAGCCUGUUCAGCUAUAA
Messenger RNA from Linepithema humile (Argentine ant), 1040 nucleotides. The record is from RefSeq and is a predicted model, not a curated record. Lineage: Eukaryota; Metazoa; Arthropoda; Insecta; Hymenoptera; Formicidae.